AUGGCGUACCCGAGUUCCUCUUCAAGCCACCAAGCUUCUACUGAGAUGCAGCCUGAGGUGGACCGCGCAUUGGCUGGGUCGUACAUCCACCUGAUUCCUGGCCAACUCACCCAUCCUUCCCUCCCAAAGCCAACCAUUUUUCCUUUUCCCCCACGUUCACCCUCUCAUGCAGUCCAACGGAGAAUGUGUUCGCUACCCAGCCAUCCAUAUAACAACGUUGUAGAAGAUUCCCUUUACGAUUCCUCUGAUGACGAAGACCAGCCCAUUCACCCUCUCGCACUCGCAGGUGCCAAGUCCAGGAAAAAGGCGUACAAUCAAUGGGGAGCGGCGUACAUGGAUUAUGUUGUGUGGUUCCAACUUGAGAGCUUGCCAAUAGCAACGGCGGGGUGGACUGGCCAGUGGUGGCAUGUAGUUCAGAACCGACUUCCUCAAGGCGCUACAGUGGCUCCCACUAGGUUGACUUCAUCCUUCCUUGAAAAACUCAGCACCUCAGGUUGGCCUCGGUCAUGGGAAGUUGAUUUCUCCAUUUCGGAAACUAUCGGGUCUGCAGUUUUACAAUGCAACCAUCAUGUUCUCCGCUCUCCUUGUCCACCCACCUUCCUGCUCGACCCAGGUGGGAGCGAUAAUGAAUUGAGGGAUCAAGUCCCUGCUCAGCCUAAGGCUGGAAGACACGAGAUAGCGAAAACGAGAAGGCACUAUGGCAGAGGCACAACCACGAGCAGGGAUGAGAGGGUUGGCGACAUCAUGAAUGUACCUAACCGCAACACUAACCUAACUGCGGUUAGGCGUUCUUGGGCUCGAUUUAAAGCUAGAAUAUGCAGAAAUAAUAUCUAUCAAGAUACAUAUGAGCAUAUUUGCCUUGUUAUAACCGAUUCUUUAUUUUUCGGUCCUAACCAAUGCAAGCCAUCUGAUCAGGCAUGUGUCCUGAUCACAUAUCUCUCUGUUGACAAGAUAUGCAGAGACUGCAUGUCAAAGGUGGAGCAACGUGGCAGGAUCCAACAUCUAUUCCAUGAGUCCAUGCGAAUUCUACUUGAACCCUUGAAGGAUGCUGCAAAUAACAGAGUGGAGAUGCUUUGCGCUGAUGGUUAUGUCCAAAAAAUCUUCCCCGUCCUAUCCAGCUAUGUCGCUGACCACCCUGAGCAUUGCCUGGUGUCUUGCAGCAAAUACGGCACAUGUCCCAAAUGCCAAUGCCCUGCAAACAAUCUUCAAAGUCCUGACAAAUACCCAGACUGCACUCAAUUAUGGACAGAGAAGAUCAUCAAAAACACCAAGGCUAAUGCUUGCCAACUGUCAGACUUCUACAAUGAUUGCAGGGCUCAAGACAUUUCAGGUGGCGUGUAUGUUCCUUUCUGGAGUGGGUUUCCUCACACAGACAUUCGCCACAUCAUCACUCCCAACAUCCUACAUCAGCUUUACCAGGGAGUCUUCAAGCAUAUCGUCAAUUGGUGCAAGCAGGCUAUGUCACCCAAGGAGCUUGAUUGA
Laccaria bicolor S238N-H82 is the source of this 1482-nucleotide messenger RNA. RefSeq lists its product as uncharacterized. The coding region runs from base 1 to 1482 and encodes 493 amino acids. The record is from RefSeq and is a predicted model, not a curated record. NCBI's taxonomy places the organism in Eukaryota, Fungi, Basidiomycota, Agaricomycetes, Agaricales, Hydnangiaceae. The transcript has 16 exons.